UCCCUCCUCCUCCGAAACCCUAAUCCCCAAAUCACCCUGCCGGUAGCCGCGGGAUCCCCCAGCAAAUCGUCGGCCGGCAUGGCGAUCGCCCGCACCGGCGUGUACGUCGAUGACUACCUCGAGUACUCGAGCACCUUGGCCGGAGACCUGCAGAGGAUCCUCUCCACCAUGCGGGAGCUCGACGACAGGGCACAUGGCAUUAUGGGUCAGACCAAAGAGCAGAUAAAGUAUCUCCUGGGAGUAUCGUCCCAUGGGUAUGACAGGUCAAACAUGGAUGAUGACGAGUCGGACAGGAUGAAGAAGGAUAUAGAAGCUAGUCAGGACAAUGCUUUGAGCCUCUGCACCGAGAAAGUGUUGCUGGCACGCCAAGCUUAUGACCUGAUAGAGAGCCAUAUCAAACGCCUUGAUGAAGACCUGGGCCAGUUUGCAGAAGAUUUAAAGCAUGAAGGAAAGAUACCUCCAGAUGAACCUCCAGUCCUUCCUCCAGCUCCGGUGGUUAGCAGAGAUGAGAAAAGGAGGCUUGGUUUUAGUACACCUCAAUCAUCAAAGAAAUUUAGAGAGAGGGAGUGGGACAGGGAAAGGGGUAUCGACUUUGAUUUAAUGCCCCCUCCAGGUAGCAGCAAGAAAGCAGGUACAUCUAUGGAUUUGGAUCAAAUGAUUGAUCCAAAUGAACCAACGUAUUGUAUAUGCCACCAGGUUUCAUAUGGUGAUAUGAUUGCCUGUGAUAAUGAGAAUUGUGAAGGAGGCGAAUGGUUUCAUUACACGUGUGUGGGUUUGACUCCAGAAACGAGAUUCAAGGGAAAAUGGUUUUGCCCGACAUGCAGGAAUCUUCAAUGAGGGCUCUCCUCAGUUGUGUGUGUUUGCUCAACAGCGUCAAGGACGCAAAUGGUUCCUUGUGUGUUGGCCUGAAAACUGAAUUGAGAUUGAAGGGACAAUGGUUUUGCCCAAGAUACAAGAUCUUAUACCCGAGGUUGUCCAAAGUUGGUAGGGUGCAAAACUUGUCACAACUUGGAGCUGGAGCUUAAAGUGAGUUUAACAUUGGAGGCUUCUUCAUCUUUCCUUGUUCAGAAUAACUUAUGGGAUUUAGAAUGUUUGUAGUUGUGAUAAGCAAUGUUUGUAGAAUUGUAGUUGUGAUAUGCAACGCUGUGUUGUUCCUUGGUGCUGUUGACCACAUUGCUACUUAGCACCAUCACAUUGGACAUCUGUUGCAAUUUAGUGGGUUUAGACAAGCUUAA
Panicum hallii is the source of this 1235-nucleotide messenger RNA. Its product is annotated as PHD finger protein ING2. The record is from RefSeq and is a predicted model, not a curated record. Bases 79 to 837 code for a protein of 252 amino acids. Gene Ontology annotation, cellular component: nucleus. NCBI's taxonomy places the organism in Eukaryota, Viridiplantae, Streptophyta, Magnoliopsida, Poales, Poaceae. The transcript is spliced from 8 exons.